Molecule: messenger RNA, 4610 nt
Organism: Oncorhynchus masou masou (cherry salmon)
Lineage: Eukaryota; Metazoa; Chordata; Actinopteri; Salmoniformes; Salmonidae
Gene: znf740b
Product: zinc finger protein 740b
Exons: 7
Coding region: 586-1425 (279 amino acids)
Biological process (GO): regulation of transcription by RNA polymerase II
Cellular component (GO): nucleus
Molecular function (GO): DNA-binding transcription factor activity, RNA polymerase II-specific
Source: RefSeq, a predicted model, not a curated record
UCACCUAAGCAGACCCUUGCUUUACCCCAUAAGUUACCUCAUUGAUCGCUAAUUCUUAAAAUAUUUAACCAAAUAAUAUUUUCACUUGUGGUCUUAGCUAACGUUACCCCAUAGCUAUGUGUUGGUGUUUGGCCUCGGAAACUCAGUGAAGAUGUCUAGCUACGGUUAAAUAGCUAACGUUAGCCAGCUAACUUAGCUUGCUAAUUAGGUAGCUAGCUCCUUCUGUAACGUUGAGCUCGCUCAGUAUUCAGACAUUAUUGUAGUGAACUAGAGCAGUGCAGUCUAAGGGCACUGAAUAAUGCUGCAUUUGACGUGAGCUCUAACAAGCUAGGUAGCUAGCCCUUCACUUCCAGGCAGCUUUAGCCACUCACUUCUAGGCAACUUUAGCGGGCACUUUGCAUGGAGACUAGAGUACAUGUUUGUAGAGUAGAGGGAAUACACGAUGAUCGAUCAACUGUAUGUAUAGGGCUUUGCCACCUGAUGAUUUGGGUGGGUGUAGUCUUCUCACACCCCUCAUCCUGAGUGAACCCCCUUGAUGCGCCCCUGUACACCCAAACACACACGCAUUCAAUCCACGCACCGGCGAUGACACACCAUCCCAACAACUCAGUUCGAGACCACAUGAAAUGGGCUGGGUUGCUGGGCUGUGAGGCGGUGCUGUCCAGCAUGGCCCUGAUGCAGGCCAACAACAUGUCUGGGGGACAAAAGAAGAUGUCACAGCACGACCAGAGCCAGAGGGACAUCAACAACCCUGAGAGCCACCAGCAGCAGUCUCACCAAUCUCACCACAACAAUCACCAGUCCCACCACAGCCACAUGGUCCUGCCCUUGGGAGUCAGCUGCCCACCCCUGUUUAUUAGAAAGGAUGGACACCCAUGUCACGCACCCAGGCUGCUGGAUGAGAAAGAUAUGCAGGCCAGCCAGAAUACACAACCAACAAAAAAGAAGCACAGAAAAUCAGCCACACCCAACAAGCUGAGAGAGAAAGUGGAGCAGGUGGAGAUGGAUAUUAACGGUGAUGAUCACAAUUCACAAGUACAGAAGAACUUCAUCUGUGAGCACUGCUAUGGAGCAUUUCGAAGUAGCUACCACCUGAAGCGGCACAUUCUCACUCAUACAGGGGAGAAGCCGUUUGCGUGUGACGUGUGUGACAUGCGGUUUAUUCAGCGAUACCACCUGGACAGACACAAGAGAGUUCACAGUGGAGAGAAGCCCUACCAGUGUGAUCGCUGCAAUCAGAGUUUCUCGCGGACGGACCGUCUGCUACGUCAUCGCCGUCUGUGUGGGGCGGGAAGGAGCAUUCCCAAGGAGGAGAACCAGUCAUUCUCCUGCGAGGGCAGAGGAGGAGCCUACUCCCAGGAUGCACCUGGGCACACGGCUGCCUGGAGCCCCCUACAGCAGCAGAGCAGCCGUCUGGCUGUCUGACCUUUAAACGCUGACCCUCUCACAGAUAGCAGUCCUCAGCUCAGUGGCACCACAUACUGGAGCAGAGCAGUGCUGCAUCCUCCCUCAGCCCAGAUAAACCUGGCUAAGACAAAGACCCCAAACCUUAAGUUGUUCUCACCAACUAGCUCAUAUCCUGUUGAUGGGAUAGUGGAUUAUUUUCUACUUUUGUAAUAACUUUUUAAAUAAAUGUUGUAUUGUUACGUACAUGGUACUUAACAGAAGGGGAAGACGAGACCUCGGGUGGGGUGGGAGGAGUUUGGGCAAGCUGUCAUAUUACUACGGCAAUAAUGAAUUCAUUAACUGACUUGUUUUAGCCUCAAUUGGACAAGUGUUUGUUUUUUUUGACUGGAGACUUAAGCUCUUUCCAGACAGUAAGAGAAAAUUCAGAGUGGAGUUCGGCGAAAUCGAGCAGAUUCCUAUUAUCUCCGUAAGGCAGCUUUCACGUGCACUGCUGACCGAUCCGCCUGGAUAGAAUCCCCCACCCCCACCUAGCUCCGUCGAAUGGGAAACUCCACCGCCACUUCCUGCCUGGAAAGCCCUUUAAUGUGAGGUUGGUCUGGUCAUACCAAUAUGAACAACUGGCUUUGCUUCUUCUUUUAAAACGCUUUUUUUUUUACCAUUUGAUUGUAUGUGUACGCUUACCAUUGGACAAUACUGAUCAGUAACCUAGGACCCUCUUCCUGAUCCACUAGCAGCCUCAGUGGUCAAGCACAUCAUACUAUGGACAUUAUUAAGUAUUUGAAGGAACGUGUUGAACACACAAAUCCUUGUGGCCUUGAACCACUCAGAUUCAUUCAAGUUGGUUCUGUUACUACUACUAGCUUAACUGUUCCUGGUUUGACUUGUUAGUGAAUGGCCGUAGCCUAAUAGACCUGUGUAACUAGCUGACCCUACCUUGAUAUUGAGAUCAUUGGGCAGUUGAUGCAUUUCUUGCUCUCCAUUGUUAGUGUCAUUUACAUACAUCCAGUUCUUGUUAUGUUUGACUCAAUUCUGUCUAAAGAUAUCCAACUUUCUAGUUUGCUACACUGGUCAGAUGUUUAACUCUAGAACCUCUCAUAGCUACCGUUUUGGGGAUAGUGACCAUGGAAAUGAAAUGACUCAUGUCCAUUCUAGUAUUCUAAGUGAUCUCGUGUUUCUUUGUUGUGAAUAAUCAGGUGUCUUAUCUCAAAGGACAUCUGUGCAUGUAAGCCUAUUCUAUAUUCAUUCAGACUCUAUGAAGAGUAUCAAUAGGUAUUUUUUUGUCUUUUGUUAUCAAAUGUCCUGAGUAUGUCGAUCCAUCUUGUUAUAUUUCUGGUGUUAUUUUAAAGAAGAGGUAAUCUCAUGAAGCAGGACGGUUGACCUGCUCUGACCCAGUUUGUGAACAAAUGCUUCCUCUAGAAUAUCAUACCAUGUUGAUGUUUCUACAGUGAGCUCAGUGUUGUGACAGUUUUUGUUGUUUUCGCUCUGUGCUCCAGCACGUUGGAUUGGAAUGAUACGAGGUUAAAGUGCAGACCGUCAGCUUUAGUUUCAUCCAAAUCGGGUGAGCCGUUAAAUAAUUACAGCAUUUUCUGGUCAUAGUCUCCCUGUUUUAGGGGUUCCAACGUAUUGGGACAAAUUCACUUCUACAGUAUGUGUAUUAAAGUUAAGUAUUUGGUCCAAUAUUCAUAGCAUGUAAUGACUGCAUCAAGCUUGUGACUCUACACAUUUCUUGGAUGCAUUUGCUGUUUGUUUUGAUUGUUUCAGAUUAUUUUGUAAUAGAAAUGAGUGAUAAAUAACUCACUGUCAUUUUGGAGUCAGUUAUUGUAAAUAAGAAAAUAAUGUUUCGAAACACCUACAUUGAUGUGGAUGCUUCCAUGAAUACGGAUAAUCCUGAAUGAAUCGUGAAUAAUGAUGAGUGAGAAAGUUAGAGGCACAAUGUAAAAUGACACUACAUUAUUUACCAUUAAUUUCUAUUGUGCACAAAAUAAUCUGAAACACAAGUUUGUAGAGUGACAGGUUUUAACGUAGUCAUUGCGUGCUAGGAAUAUGGGACCAAACACUAAACUUUUUACUACUUUUAAUACAAGGGAAUUUGUCCCAAUAAAUUGGGGAGACUAUUUACAAAAAGUGUUGUAAUUUCAAAAUGCUUCACUCGAUAUUGAUGAAAAAACCCUCAAAUAAAGCUGAUAGCCUAGUCUGCACUUUAACCUUCUAGUCAUUGUAUAAUUUCAAAUCCAAUGUGCUGGAGUAAAGAGCGAAAACAUGUCACUCCCAAUAAUUUGAGCUCACUUUAUUCACCUCUAGCAUCUAAAGUGAAGAUUACCAUUUCUGAAAUCCAAAUCGACCUCUACAACCUAGGCACUCCUGUAUAUCGGAGAGAAAUUCUAAUCUGGUAUUAUGGGGUAAUGCCAUCUUGUCUAAUCCUCUCAGACCUACAGGAAUGGCUAAACAGUAGGUGCUAGGGGUCGUUUAGAAUUCAGUAUAUUUCCACUCUGUAGAUAUCCAUGGUAGCAGACGUUCCACUGGGGAGGUUUUUCUCUCACAUUUGUAUUGGAGCAUCUCCGGUUCCAUUAUGGUAGCCUGGUCCCACAUCAGUUUGUACUGGCUUGCCAACUCCUGUGGUUAUUGCCAUACCGAUGACCAUAGGAGUUGGCAAUACAGCACAAACAGAUCUGGGACCAAGCUAUCAUUGACAUUCUAUAUCUAUAAACACUGGAUUGAGGAAGCCCAAAAUAUAGGAGAUACAACAGUUAUCUGUAUAGACCGAGAAUCUUUUCUAUAGAGGACAAGUAGUUACUAUUGCAUCACGGUCAGAUUGUAAGUCGUGUCAAAGGAGUUUAUGGCCCUUUACAAAGACUAAAGCCAGUUAGUUUUCUACUGCUGAAUUUAAGUUAAUAUAUAUUUUAAAAUUCAAUUAGGAGUAGAGGCAGAACUGCCACUAGUGCCUGUCUACUGUAGCAGUCAUAAUUAACGUUUUAUUACUAGUAGUUUUGCAUGCAUAUGUGAUUGUCAAAAUGAAGGGAUAUUGUAUAAAUGUUUUUAGUACAAAUUGUUUAAAAAUAAAAUUAGUUUUUUUUAAAGUAAAAUAACUUUGUCAUUAUCACAAUCCUAGUAAAGUUGUGAUAAAAUAAAGUUGACUCUGUAACAUUGUAGUGAAUGGAAAAACUAGGGCCUCAAGCUUUAAUAAACGUGUUUCUCUUUUUAAA